UAUAAAAUAGCCCACCCUCUCAAUAUACACACAUAGAUAUAUCACCAUCUGCAUCAACUGUGUACUCAAACCUUGCUCAUUUAUGUCAGACAAGAAUCUGUUCAAAAAGCCUACCAAAAUACGGAGAGCGUUAAAAGGCACCAAAGCACCACGGCCAUCUCCCUCCAGGCCGGCCGGUGGGUUCAAGUCAUCACAAAAGUUCAAGCUUGUGCAGAGAAGCAACUCCGAGCCAUGGCUCUGGAAGCCCGGUUGCGAUGUGAUGAUGGCGGCUGAUGAUGAUGACGACGACGACGACGUUGGAGUCCUUUACCGCCCGAGUACAUGUACCAAUAUUUUUUCCACCCCGGAAAAUUUACUGCCCGGAAACUCUUCUGAGAGGUACAACAUGGAUACGAAGGUGGUGAUCAAUGUAACCGUGGAAGGAAGCCCUGGACCAAUCAGAACGAUGGUUAAAUUAGGAUCAAACGUUGAGGAUAUAAUGAAGCUUGUAAUGAACAAGUAUAAUGAAGAAGGAAGAACCCCUCAAAUGGAUAAAAAAUCAUAUUCAGCCUAUGAACUUCACUACUCUUAUUUCAGUCUUCAAGGGUUGAGCAAGUCGGAUUUGAUCGGUGAUGUUGGGAGCCGAAGCUUCUAUCUUCACAGGCGUAGCAGCGCUGAUGUAACUUCCAAUCAGCUGGAGGCGUUGCCGCUUCCUUUCCUUCCAACAUUCCUCAAUCGAAAGAUUACAAAGCUCAUGCGAAAAACACGAAAACUCUGCAUAAUCUUAGGUUGCUUCCCCUCAGCCUGAUAUUAUGUACUCCUCAUCCUAUAUACUAUCAUUAUAGGAGUAUUAUGUAAUCCAUUUCUGUUUAGACUAAAUUCAGAGUGUGUAUUCAAACAAAAGGACAAAUGGUGUUAGAGUGGGUGAACAAUUGCAAUAAACGAAUUGCAAUGAAGA
Molecule: messenger RNA, 937 nt
Organism: Salvia splendens (bonfire salvia)
Lineage: Eukaryota; Viridiplantae; Streptophyta; Magnoliopsida; Lamiales; Lamiaceae
Exons: 3
Coding region: 83-787 (234 amino acids)
Source: RefSeq, a predicted model, not a curated record